AUGGGGCCGCGGGGGGGCACGAAGCUCGGCGCCAAGUGGCAGCUCGACGCCGCGCUCCUGAGCCGGCCCGUGGACCUCACGGCGCUGGUGUCGCUGUCGCAGACGAGCCCCGACGACUUCUUCCACGACGACACGCUGUCGCGCAUGGUCAAGCUGCUGCUCAACGCCGUCGACGACACGCGGAGCGACAAGGACACGCGGCUGGACGUGCUGACGGUGCUGAGCAACCUCGCGGGCGCGGUGUCGGAGGACGACCGGCUCGAGCAGAUCAAGAUGGCGCUCGACGGCAUCAACGAGUGGUUCGACGAGUACAUGGCGCGCGAGGAGGCGCGCAUCGCCGAGGGCACGACGGCGACGGAGGUCGAGCCGGAGCUCCACAAGCUCAUGCUGCUGCUCCUCGCGCGGCUCUACGGCUACAAGCUCAAGACCGAGGACCUGCUCGAGCUCGUGCGGAGCGACAAGAUCCUGGGGCUGGAGACGGUCGUCGGGCUGCUGGAGGACGGCGAGACCUACACGACGGAGCUCCACCGCAAGCAGGCGCCGAGCCUCGGGCGCAUGGGCCAGUGGGAGCACAAGCUCGUGUGCCACCGCCACGAGAAGCCGCUCAUCCUCCAGCUCUGCCGCCUGCUGCGGGGCUUCACGCUGCCCCAGUCCUACUUCGGGACGGCGUCCGACGGCGCGGAGAUCUCGGAGCACGACGUCAACGAGUUCACGAACGAGAUGAACCUCCUGCUGGACAUCACGAUCAAGAGCCGCCUCGUCGAGAAGCUCGCGCUCGCGUGCCACGAGUGCCUCUUCGCGCCCUUCGACGGGAACCCCGACGAGGGCCCGCGGAGCCCGAGCGAGCCGAGCGAGGCGUCGACGUCUCUCGUGGACGACGACCACAAGUCCAUCGCGUGCGUCCACAGCUUUUUGCAGAACAUGUAUUUCUACGCGACGAACCGGACCCUGGACUACCGCCAGCACCUCCUCGCGGACACGCUGCUCAUCCCGCGGCUGGUGCUGCCCUACCUCGACCGGUCCGUGCAGCGCGCGUCGCAGCUGAACGCGCGCGCGGAGGCCUACCGCAAGGCGCUGGAGCUGGGCGACGACGACGGCGACGCGGAUCGCGGCGCGGACGACGACGAGCGGCGGCGCCUCCGGGCGCGGCGCGAGGCGGCGGCGCGGCGGGACGCCGGCGGCGUCCUCGAGUGCCCGCCCCUCGUCGCCGGCAUCUCGGCGAGCCUGCGGACGCUGGUCAUCGCGUCGUUCCGCGCGCCGCCGACGCGGUUCAUGCUCGAGCUCCUGCGGCGCCUGAACCCGACGGAGAGCCUGCUGCGCGCGUCGGCCUUCGUCGCGCGCCACGAGUACAUCUUCGCGUUGCUCUGCCUGCUGAACGUGAACAUGGGCGCGCUGGACCUGGCCGCGCGGGGCGACGCGGACGCCGGCGACGACUCGGGCGACUUCGACGCGGGCGCCAAGGGCGACGGCGGCGACUACCGGCGCGCCGUCGACGCCCAGCGCGCCGUCGCCGCCCACGCCCUGCUCCACACGCUCGCCAAGGUCCACGGGGCCAUGUCGCCGGACGCGCGGCAGCGCGUGCUCCAGACCGUGACGUCGUCGGGCGCGCUGCCCGUGUCGCGCGACACGCCGUCGUUCGCCGCGGUCAUGAACGUGCUCCUCGGCGGCGCCUCCGACGGCCAGCGCGACUACGUCCUCGGGUCCAGCGCCAGCGACGACGCGUCCGCCGCGUCCGAGUCCGCCGACGACUUCCGGUCCGCGCGCGCGGACGCCAAGGCCGAGGCCAAGGACCGCGAGGCGGCGCGCGACGCCAAGGGGCUCCCGUCGCCGACGGCCGCGGACGCCAAGGCGACGAAGAAGCCGUCGCUCCUCGGCGACCUGCCGUCCUUCGACCGGCCGCCGGCGCGCGGCGGCCGCCCGGAGGACGACGCGCCGAACGCGUCGCCCGUGCGGCUCAACCUCGCGCUGCCCGGCGCGAACCGCGAGAAGCACGCGACGUGGAUGAAGCCGCCGCCGGGCGGCCCGCGGGGCUCGGCGAAGCCCGACGCGGAGGUGCCCGCGGAGUUCGCGUGCGCCAUCAACGGCCACCUCCUCAAGGAGCCCGCGCGGUCGCCCUACGGCCACGUCUUCGAGAAGUCGACGAUCACGCUCUGGCUCGAGACGCGGGGCUCCGUCUGCCCCAUCACGGGCAAGGAGCUCAACGUCGAGGACCUCGAGGACGACGCGGCGCUCCACACGCGGCUCAUCAAGUGGCACAUCGGCCGCAUGCAGCAGACCAUGGAGACGUCCGUCGCCGACGACCAGGGGCGGGCGCCGCUCCUGGGCGAGACGAAGCGGCGGGCCUACCUCGGCGGUCCCGCGCUCUGGAGCAGCGACGCGAGCGUGGCCCCCGAGGGCGCCGGCGACGGCUCGCGGCGCGUCGCGCCGGAGGACGGGGGCCUGAAGCGCGCCCGCGACGGCCGCGUCGCGCCGGACCUGCUCGUCGACGAGACGUCGGGCCGGAGCGAGGCGCCGCGGCGGCGCACGUGGGGGUUCCGCCAGUUCGCCAGCGCGCGGAACCGGCGCGUCGCGCCCGGCGCGGACGAGGUCGUCGACGAGGACGUCCGGCUGCGCCAGCUCUGCGACGCCUGGGUCGAGCGGCUGGCGACGCACGGCCGGCGGAACCACUGGUUCGAGCGCGCCUGGCUCGUCCUGGACCGGCUCCAGGGCCUGGGCCUCGUCUGGGAGAUGGCGCAGGCCUGGCCCUGGCCCGCGAUCUGGCUCGACUGGACGCGGCACAUCGCCUGGGCGAACCUGGACGUGCCCGCGACGGGCAAGCACGGCGCGGGCCUCGGGUCGACGGGCGAGCUCGGCCGGUCCGUGCACGGCGAGACCGACGGGUUCCUCGAGAGGUUCGCGGCGCCGAUGGUCCUCGCCGCGGCCCUCUGCGUCGCGUGCGACGUCGCGCUCCGGAGCGCCCGCGUGCGCCAGCGCUGCGGCGCCGCCGACGCGGCGAGCGAGCUGCGGCCCUACGACGCGGACGCGCCGCGGUCGUGGACGACCGCGCGCGUCUGGGCCGCGGGCGUCGCGACGCGGCUGUCCAUGGUGCUCUACGGGCCGCUGGGCCUCGUCGUCGCGCGCCUCUUCCACUGCGAGCGGGGCUUCAACGGGCCGUCGGCGCGGUCCGCGGCCUGGCGCGCCUACGCGAGCGACGGCGGGAACCAGCGGCUCGCCGCGGACCCGGCCGUCGGCUGCUUCUCGAACGAGCUCCUGGCUUUUCGCACGCUGCUCGCGCCCGUCGGCGCGCUGUGCCUCGUCGCCGUGCCGUGGCUCGCCAUGCGACGCGCCGUCGGCGCCUGCGCCUACGCGUCGCCGACGGACCACGAGAAGACGCUCCAGCGCCACGAGAUCGAGCACGUGUUGGGCGUCGACGGCGGCGACGCGGGCGCGCUCUGCGACGACCGGUCCUACGAGGUGCUCGGCACCAUCGCCGCGGACCGCGCCGCGGACCGGGGCGCGACGGGGCGCCGCGACUCGGACUGGGACUUCGCGGAGGUCUGGCUCGUGGCGCCGUACAAGCGCCACGCGGCGACGCGGGAGGCGCGCAUGCUCCUGCGCAAGCUCGGCCUGCUCUGCUGCUACGCCUGGCUGCGCGGCGAGCACCGGGCCCAGGGCGUCGCGGUCUUGGCCGUCGAGGCCUACUUCGGCCUGCCGCAGGUCAUCCGGCGGCCGUUCCGCGACGCGCGGUCGAACGAGGCGUGCAUCAUCCUCGAGCUCGCGGCGCUGACGAACGCGGUCUACGCGAUGAUGACGGCCUGGGGCCUGCGCAGCGCCGUCGUCAUGGACAAGGAGCAGUCCAUCGCGCUCAUCGCGGUGAACGGGCUGGCCGCGGUGCUCGUGCUCGGCGUCUUCUGCGCGGCGUACCGCGGCGGCGACGCGCUGCCCCGGGCCGCGACGGCCGUGGACCGCGCGCGGUCCGCCCACGGCGCGACGUGCCUCGUGGACUGGGUCACGGUGAGCCGCCAGGCGCGCGCCGCCGCCGUCAAGGCGUCGGCCUGGCGGCCGCGGUGCCUCGCGCCGACGCACGUGCUCGAGCGGCGCAUGGACGACGCGCGGCGCGCGUGGGUCGAGGCGAAGCGGCGCAACUGCUUGUUGGAGGGGACCGUGCGCGAGUCGCUGGACGCCCUCGUGCGGGCGCACCAGGUCUGCGCGGAGACGACGAUGUGCGUCGGCGGCAAGUGGUUCGCGGAGGACGGCGACCCCUUCUCGCGCGCGGCGUCCGCGCUGAAGACGCGGUCCGAGGAGAAGGUGCUGAUGAAGCCGCGGAAGCGGGCGCUGUUGUUGAAGCUCCUGGCGCUGCGCUACUUCCAGCAGGCGCGGGACCGGAAGAAGGGCUCCGCGGCCGCGGGCCUCGCGGCGUACUUUCGCGCGCCGCCGCGGGCCGACGGCGCGCGGACGGCGGCGCCGCGCGCGGCCGCGGGCGACGCCGAGGCGCCGGAGGGCGACGCCGAGGCGCCGGGGGGCGACGCCGAGGCGCCGAAGCCGCGCCUCGUGCACCAGGACACGCCCGCGCCCGGCGCGCUCGGCAGGACGGCCGGCGGCGACACUUGCGGCGACGGGCCGCCGCCGGCGUCGCCCGCGCGCGCGGACCAGGUCGUCCCGGCGCUCAACUUCUCGCCGUCGCCGCGCGGCGACCUCGGCGACGUGCCCGAGGAGGGCAGCUACCACGAGCCGGACUCGAGCGAAGAGGACCUGAGCCCGCUCGUGAGUCCCAACGCGCAGACCCACGGGCUCCUAAGUUGA
Aureococcus anophagefferens is the source of this 4782-nucleotide messenger RNA. RefSeq lists its product as hypothetical. Gene Ontology annotation, biological process: protein ubiquitination. Bases 1 to 4782 code for a protein of 1593 amino acids. The transcript has 2 exons. The record is from RefSeq and is a predicted model, not a curated record. Gene Ontology annotation, molecular function: ubiquitin-protein transferase activity. NCBI's taxonomy places the organism in Eukaryota, Pelagophyceae, Pelagomonadales, Pelagomonadaceae.